Prunus armeniaca (apricot) is the source of this 465-nucleotide messenger RNA. NCBI's taxonomy places the organism in Eukaryota, Viridiplantae, Streptophyta, Magnoliopsida, Rosales, Rosaceae. The record is from the annotation of a GenBank genome assembly.
AUGUCCAUGCCCAUGCGUCAAGGGCCACUGCAUGCCAUUUUUGGAGGAGGAAAGGUGGCUGACAUAUUGUUAUGGAAGGACAAAACAUCAGCGGCUACAAUCUUAGCUGUGUUCACCAUAAUAUGGCUUCAACUUGAAGUACUAGAAUACCAGUUUUUAACUGUUUUUUGUGACAUCCUCAUGCUGGCUAUGCUUGCCAUUUUCGUCUGGCACAAAGGGGCACAACUAGCCAACCUAAAUUUCAGCCGGAAAAGACUUGAAAUUCCUAGUUUUGGCAAUGGUUUGUCUAUGGAUGUUUUCAGCUCUAGGAGAUUGCGUCAGCUCUGCACUCUCCUUAUCGGAACACUGCCUGCUUUGUAUGAGAGAUAUGGUGUUCCUAUCCGAGAGGUGAAGAAAUUGUUCCAAAUGUUUGAGUCCAAAGUUCUUAACAAGAUUCCAGGAAUGGGGAAAGAAAGAGUAAAUUAG